AUGUCUGAUAAAACGAAUAAUGAUGAUCGGCAUGAUAUUUAUGCCGAAAUUGAAACUGUUAAAGUUCCAUUUGAUGUUGCUCAAUGUGAUGGUGACUUAAUGUAUACUUAUUUACCAAAUUGGAUUAAUAGUCUUACUGAUGAACAAUUACGAGCUCCACCAAUGUCAGCUAAUGUAUUCCAACAAUAUAUUCGUCAUUCUCACCUUGAGGCUACAAUGGCUAACAGUGUUCGAAAAAUGGCUUUAAAGUAA
Molecule: messenger RNA, 252 nt
Organism: Rotaria sp. Silwood2
Lineage: Eukaryota; Metazoa; Rotifera; Eurotatoria; Philodinida; Philodinidae
Source: the annotation of a GenBank genome assembly